Aplosporella prunicola CBS 121167 is the source of this 1482-nucleotide messenger RNA. RefSeq lists its product as uncharacterized. NCBI's taxonomy places the organism in Eukaryota, Fungi, Ascomycota, Dothideomycetes, Botryosphaeriales, Aplosporellaceae. The record is from RefSeq and is a predicted model, not a curated record. The transcript has a single exon. The coding region runs from base 1 to 1482 and encodes 493 amino acids.
AUGCCGCACCUGAGCAUUAUGGAAGCUGGAGAGUGCAUUUGGAAGCCCGGUCCUCGGAGGAUAGAGGACCUUCCAAACGAGGUUCUAUUCAUGAUACUCGACAGAGUCUUGGAUCAUGAGUCACAGAUCGAGGACAUCUUCGUCCAAGAGACCAUAACGUAUGGUUCAAUCCUUAGAGUCCAAAAGCUCCGACUGGUGUCCAAGAGGUUCUGUCGCGUCGCGGCUCCACUGCUAGGCAAAGUCAUAUCCAAGAUCAAUUGGCCCUUGACUGAGAAUUAUCUGACCCGGCUUCGCCAUCUGAUCUCUCUUGAAGGUGUCGGGCCACACGUCAAGCACUUGAACAUCAGUGCAGAUCUCCCAUCUGUUGAGGUCCAUGACCACCUGGUAAGUGUGGCACAAAGCAAAGACGAGCUGUUACAGCCAGCCUGCAUGGACUUUGCCAACCUUUAUGCUUCGGAAUUCCUCAUUGACCAUCUUGUCUUCGUAAGCAAUGGAUCUGACAAGACAAAGCUAGGAGAGGUUUUCGGGCUCUUAGGCAACCUGAAGACUCUGCAACUGAAGACCCAACACCGCUUAUUCCGUCCUGGAUGGCGUAGCUCUGGGGAAACCCACGCCACAGACAUCGGUCUACAGAAUUGGAUAGUGAACAAUCGGCCGAAUAUAACUAGGAGUGGGAGAAUCCGCAACCUCAACGAACAGAAAACGACACGAGCUGUCUUGGAAGUGCUUGCUGCGACCGGAAAGAAAGUCGAGUCUUUCUUUUGCAAUCAUAUGGAUCACGGCACUGCGAUUGUCUCUGAUCUGCAAGCACCAAUCUAUGCAAAUCUAGCGACGGCAAUGUCUAGUGUGAGGAAUCUAUCGGUUACCUUCCUCGGUACUCCCUCGAGCCCCGGAUUUGUCGAGAAUCCUUUAUACCUUGCGAACUACCUGCGCAUGUUCCGCCGCUUGGAAGUCCUCGACCUCUUCAUCUUGCACGAUCAAGCAUACACAACCCAAGUCAUGCUGACCACUGCGCAGCAGUUAAAGCAGUCGAUGCCAUUCACGCUUCGCAAGCUAAAGCUGACAGCGGAAAACCUCAAUAUGGAGGAAGUCAUUCAGUUCAUCGAAAUCUUCGCACCCAGUCUACAGCACCUGACGCUGAACGUGGGACCCUUCCCACACGGCGAAUGGAGCGAGUUCUUCUUUGACAGCCGCAUCCACCGUUUGUCUUUGGUUACACUCUACAUUCACAGUAUGGCGGAGUGGGGGCUGGAUGGCCGCGAUUACGAUUUGAACCUUCCGGACCUGGGAGUUCCCUACGAAAUCGCUUGUCGUCUGUAUGUCUUAAGCAUUCGCAAUGGUGGCUAUGAGAUGUGGUGCCGCCGUUCGACACCGGGCUGGUGGGAUAAAGCCGUACUUUGGACUCCAAAAAAGGAGAACCCGCGAUUCUGGAGGGUUCGCGGAACAGACGUCCAUCCCAAGCUUCUUACUCCAGUUGCUUGA